AUGUGCGCGUUGCUGUCGAGCUAUCGAAUAUUCAUCCUAUGGGUUGUGAUGCUGCAACUGUUCCAAACAUCUAGUGGUCAGCAGUAUACCGGAGUCAAAUCUGUAUCAUCAUCUGCAGAAGUGACACGUGUUUCAGCUCAUUCGGCUCGAUCAGUUGAUGGGAGAAUUCCUGUGACGGACAGCAACAUUAUCAAUCUUGCUAUUACACCGAUUAACCGUAGUCAAAGCUUUUCUGCAGCUAAAGGACGCAACCUUGGCUUAGCAAAUGAUGCCUCUUCCUUCAAUACGAUACCAGCUGGUGUCAAUAACGAGUUGUCUAAUAUAGACGUUCGUGGGCUUACACUACAAUCCAACCCGAUUUUGCGUGAUAGCUAUGGUAAUCCUGUGACACCGUUCACGGAUCUUGCCAGUGCAGACUUGGAACCAAUUGGUUUUAAAACAAAUGUUAAUCGAGGCUCUAACUUUCAGUCUCCAAGCAAUGGACAGAUUGGACAGCUUAACUUUAAAGUUCCUAGCUACGCUUCCGGUAUAAUCGAGCCGAUUGUGCAGCCGAAUGUUGCUCUGUUACCGCCAAAUCCGGAACCUGUUGAAGUAGGUGCUCCCGUGACUACCACAACGGCAAAACCCCUUGAUGCUCAACAACAAUUUUUACCCUUCGCAAAAAUUCCAACCGUCGAACAAGGCAAAAUACUAUUUGCACAAAAACCAGUGAAUGGCUUGUUGCCUCCGUUGUUUCCAGAUCAGCUGCCCGUUGUGUAUAAUGUUGAAGUGGAUACGGAGCGAUCGUCAAUCUUCGUGCGUGAUCCUUUUGAAGGAUCUAUUAAGACAUCAUCAACGCCUCAAUCGCUAAAUGCGCAGAACUCUGCAGCAGUGACGAAUGGUGAAGUUGGAUUUAAAACUGAUGUUACUCAGCAGGCACAAUCUCUACAACCAACACUGGGAACGGCAAAUAGGUUUCCAGGACCACUUCCGGCUCACAAUAACCUCCCCAGCCAUGCUCUGUCCGAAACUACCACAAAACCCACAUUGGUUCAAAAAUACAGUGGAGGAUUUGGAGGCUCAGCCGGAUUUUUAGGUAAUCAACAAAACAUUGGUACAGCUUACACAACGACCGCAAAACCAAUGCAAUUUCCAACGGUUCAGUCAGUAACAAAGAUUCAGUCACUUAAUCCUGUGAAACCUCCGAAUACAUUCUCAUCAACGGCGAGACCAAAUGAUAAAUCGACUGUCGAUAAAUAUGUCGGCAGUUUUGGAGGAUCACCUGGGUUUCUCGGCAAUCAAGCUACUAUUGGAACAGCAUAUACAAAACCUUUACAAACAAAUUCUCCCCCUACCUUCAGUAUACCGGCGACUCAUAUCUCCCCACUACCAUCUUCUGCGCAACAAUUUGGUUCUGAACAUUCUGCACCUGCUCCGGUACCUGCUAUCCACACAAUAUCCGCUGAAUCACAACUACCUAUUGUUGAACCGACAUCAAAUAAAUUCACAGGGUCGUUUAAUGCAGGAAGCCACAGCCAUAGCAUCGCUACAAGACCAACGAUACCGUCAAUCGUGUCGCAAAAUCCCCAGGCCGUGAGACCUUUUCCGGUAACGAACACAUUUAACGGGGGCAACAAAUUUAACGGAUCUUUCGGAGGUGCACCAGGUCUUUUAGGCAAUCAGCAACGACCAGGCACACACGUCACACCAAGUGGUACAGCGGGUUCUUCUGCUCAGCAGAAUGAACAGCAGAAAUUAGUUGGCCAGUACUUACAACAUACCAAUGCCUUUACUGAAUCGUACAGCGGUAUUUUCGGAGGUCCUCCUGGUAUAUUACGUCCUUAUGAUAAUAAUAAGGGAUAAAAUAUGAUUUUAUUUUAUUUUAUCGGACGGUUAUAAAUUAUCGUCGUUUUGAUAUUUUGUGAGAAAAAUUUAAACUUGUAAAACUAUACACCUUAAUGUAUAACAACGCAAUAGCUAUUAGACGAUAUAUUAGACGAAAAAAUAAAAUAUGCAGUUCGAAUGUGGUUGUAUUUAAUUCUAAA
Messenger RNA from Anopheles nili, 2024 nucleotides. RefSeq lists its product as uncharacterized. The transcript has 3 exons. NCBI's taxonomy places the organism in Eukaryota, Metazoa, Arthropoda, Insecta, Diptera, Culicidae. Bases 1 to 1842 code for a protein of 613 amino acids. The record is from RefSeq and is a predicted model, not a curated record.